GUGAACACGUUUUAGCGCGGUGACGGUUUAGAAGUGUCACUUUUGCGUGACCUACGGUCGAGAUGAUGGAUUCCAGUAAUGGGUCGAGCAGCAUCUCCAGGCCAUUACUUGUUGCUUUUGGCAAUCCUCUGCUGGACAUGACGGCCGUGGUGGAGGACCAGAGUCUGCAUGAGAGAUUUUCUCUGCCUACUGACGGGCAGCUGGAGGUCUCUGAAGAACAGAAGGAGCUGUUCAAUCUUGUACAGGAACAGUAUGAUGUUAGCUGCUCUGCUGGAGGUUGUGCCUUAAACUCAUCCCGAGUGUUCACCUGGGUAUUGGGGCAGCCAAAGAAAGCCUUGUUCAUGGGUGGCAUUGGUGUUGAUGAGGCUGCCACUCGCCUCUUGAGAAUCAUUCAUGACAGUGGGGUGAACACCAGAAUGCUGGAGGUGACCACAGAGAGUACAGGUCGCUGUGUGGCUCUGGUGCUGGGAGUGGAACGCUGCCUCUGUGCUGACAUCGGUGCUGCUAACUACUGCCCGCCUGAGCACGUCUUCCAAGACUUCAGCAUUAGUGAUAAUGCAUCAGAGCUUAGACCAUGCCUAGAAGACAUGGCAUUGGCUCCUCUUCUGUACGUAGAAGGCUACUUCAUAACUCACAGCUUUGACACUGCACUAAUGAUUGCAAAAUACGCUAAGGAGAAUAAAAAAACAUUGAUCUUCAAUCUUUGCGGCAGCUACGUGUGUGAAAACCAUCCUGAAGAAUUGAAACAGAUAUUACCUUACGUUGAUAUACUUUUUGGAUUUGUGGAGGAGUACAAAACUCUUGCUAAGCAUGUUGAUCUGCCAGCACUCGCCUCUGCCCAGCCUGCUGGAGAAGCAAGCAUCGUCACAAGCCUCCCCUCUAUACUGCAGGCUGUCAGUAAGUAUGAAGCUGUCGUUAUUGCGCCAAGCAACUCCUGUGCUGACCUCGCCAUGAACUUAUCCUCGCAAGAGUUGGAUUCUUCAUCACGCAAAGAGUCUGUGGUGACUAACGGCUCGCCUGACUCGGAGAACAGCAACAGUCAUUAUUUUGACAACAGUGAAGUGCUUUACGACAGUGAUGAUCCUGUGUCACCAUCGAAUGAACAGGUCAAUAUUUUGUCAAUUCCCCCCGGCAAGAGGAAGCGUUCAGAAAAACGCAAGAGCAAGAAAAGUGACAGUGUCUUUGCCUUACGCAAGUGUUCUGACACAUCACCGUGUGGCACCACAAAUGGCACAGUCCCUUCCAUGAUGAGAGACAAAGUUGUUGUUAUGACUCAAGGUUCCUUGCCUUUAAUGUACGUUGCUAGUGACGGAAUUGUGCGGGAAAAACAUGUAGCGCCACUUAGUGUCAACUCUAUCGUGGACACCACUGGUGCUGGAGACUCGUUUGUAGGAGGCUUCCUGGCUUGCCUCAGCGUUGGACGGUGUUUAGAAGACUGCAUUGAGGGAGGGAUGUGGGCAGCCCGGCAAAUAUUGCAGCAAAAGGGCUGCACGAUUCCUCAGUAUCCUGCUGAGUAUUUAACUAAGUAGCGCGUGAGUUGCCUCAACUAUUCGAGUUAUACGUGAGUUAGUUUACCAUGAUGAUGUUAAACUAACGAUGAUUUGAGUAGCCUGGAAUUUCAGGGUCACUAGUGAUGAGUUCUUCGCUCUAGACUUACGUUAAAGAUAGCCUAAUGCUAAUUGCUGUUCGUCUAUAUGGGUUAAUGAACUGAGUUUGUCAUGAAGUUAGAAGUUUUCAAGGAGUUUGCAGUUUCAGUUAGGGUUUAUUUGAUGAUCAAAAUUCAAUUGUUUGAAUGAUCAUUUGUUGAAUGGUGAUCAACCUUUCUGAAAGUUGUGAUACGAAGUAUUUUGUUAAUUCUUUGACUUGUUGACAGUUAUUGACUUUUGAUUGUUGUUGCGAGAUUGUUUUGUUUUCGCUCGCUAAGUCAAUGAUUUAGGUUUGUCUCUGAUCAUUUUUCUGCUUUUCAGCUCUACGUUGGAUAGUAGCUACUAGACUUUUUUAUACUCGAAAUGCCAAGUAGGCUGUUGCACAAAAUAUCUUCCGUUAUCCGUUAUAACAGUCUAUGGAAAAAAUCAUCUCGUGGACUAAUUGAUCAGCAUGUUGCAUCAAAGUAUCAGAAGUCAACGAUGGAAAAUUCUAUAUAUGGUAAUCGGUAGUGUAGCUCGCUCAUGUUCAUUUGAUUCUCUUUCCUAGGUAAAUCUUGAGAAUCAAUUUAUUUUGUGCAGUAUUUAUCGCGUCGACCACGUAUGUGCCACGUUUUCUAGUCUUCAGUUUUUAGACAUCUUUUUACUUACAUCGCUUAUUAUGAAUCUCAGAGUUAGCAGCCAUCGCAACCAUGUCGUUUGCGUGGUUGUUUAAUACGAAACAGGAGUGCUGCGUUUAUGUGACAGCAUCGAUGCAAUCACCACUUAAACGCGUCCUCUGAAAUUCUUAGUCAAAGAAGACCAGUAUUUUCUAGUCCUGGAAUUUUUCUGGUGUGACGUAAGUUCUUGGGAAGUAUGCGGCGGACCACGUAGGCUUUUUAUCUUAUUUCGCGUCAAUAGUAAAUUUUUGUUCUAAAAUAAAUGAAGUCGUUUGUAGUUUGAUGAAGUCUGAUUGCGACUUGUCAGCGGUAGUUUGUAUUCGAAAAAUCUAAAUUUAUUUAAAGAAAAUUGUAUAUCUAGAUAUUCUAAGGUUUAAUUUAAUGUUGGUAUUUAUAGAUCUCGUGUGAAUAGUAAAUAGAGGCUUUGUAGCUAUUACAGCAGCUGUGAAGCAAACUUCAUUAAGCUUGCAGGUUUACUUAAAGGUGUAUUUAACAGAUCUCAUUCUAUUUUUGAUCUAUUGUUGUUCUCUUCUCGAUGAGCUUUAUGAUGUCGGACUCGUUGUGC
Molecule: messenger RNA, 2867 nt
Organism: Hyalella azteca
Lineage: Eukaryota; Metazoa; Arthropoda; Malacostraca; Amphipoda; Hyalellidae
Product: adenosine kinase-like
Exons: 6
Coding region: 63-1529 (488 amino acids)
Biological process (GO): purine ribonucleoside salvage
Cellular component (GO): nucleus; cytosol
Molecular function (GO): adenosine kinase activity
Source: RefSeq, a predicted model, not a curated record